Galendromus occidentalis (western predatory mite) is the source of this 736-nucleotide messenger RNA. RefSeq names its product signal peptidase complex catalytic subunit SEC11C. Lineage: Eukaryota; Metazoa; Arthropoda; Arachnida; Mesostigmata; Phytoseiidae. The transcript is spliced from 3 exons. Gene Ontology annotation, cellular component: signal peptidase complex; membrane. The record is from RefSeq and is a predicted model, not a curated record. The coding region runs from base 1 to 531 and encodes 176 amino acids. Gene Ontology annotation, molecular function: serine-type endopeptidase activity.
AUGAUGUGGACCUCGAACGACUUAAAAGGGCUUAGCCCCAGACAGAUCGCAUACCGGGUCCUGAACUUCUCUGUGGUGAUCGCUUCAGCCUUGAUGGCCUGGGAAGCUUACAGGAUCCUCACUAACUGCGAGAGUCCGAUCGUCGUUGUUCUAUCAGGCUCCAUGGAACCAGCUUUCCAGCGGGGAGAUCUGCUGCUCCUAACGAACCACGAGGAAGAUCCGGUGAACGCUGGAGAUAUCGUAGUGUUCAAAAUUGCCGGGAGAGUCGUUCCCAUCGUACACAGAGUGAUGAAAAUACACCAGAACGGCAAUGGGACACUGAAGAUUUUAACCAAGGGCGACAACAACUCCGUCAACGAUCGAAGUCUCUACAGUCCUGGGACGGCCUGGCUCGACCGGAAGAACAUCGUUGGACGUGUUCGUGGUUUCGUUCCGUACGUAGGAUGGUUGUCGUUGGGUCUGCAAGAAUCCCCCCGCCUGAAGUAUUCAAUCCUUGGAAUACUGGGUUUGACUGCUCUAAUUCGGCCUUGACGGAGAAUUUUCGGAGCGAGGAUGGAGUCACCGCUCAAAACUUCGGCAUAUCUUAUUAGUUGAAUAUCGAGACCUAUUUUCAAGGAAGAAUUUGGAAUUAUAUGUCCCCGUGUAUAGUUAUGGGAGCUGCGAAAUAUUGCAUCUGGUGAGAAUACUUGAAAUAAACGAGUAAAGUUCGGGCUCGAGCCCCAUGUGAUCGCAAGGA